ACAUGCGAGCCCCGCCGAGAGUAAUGUUAAGAGAGCCGAAGACUGAAGACACUGCGUAUCGCCUGUGUUCCCUCAUACACAGCCAUUGCAGAGCAUUGAGAUCCAGCGAUAGUCACUAGGUACUGCCAUCAAGAUGGGGAAAGAUCCAACUAAACCCAGGGGGAAGAUGUCCUCCUAUGCGUAUUUUGUCCAGACCUGCAGGGAGGAGCACAAGAAGAAGCACCCUGAUGCUUCGGUGAACUUUGCCGAGUUCUCCAAGAAGUGCUCUGAGCGAUGGAAGACCAUGUCUGCCAAGGAAAAGGGAAAAUUUGAGGAUCUGGCCAGGCAGGACAAGGCACGCUAUGAGAGAGAGAUGAUGAGCUACGUUCCAGCAAGAGGAGGCAAGAAGAAGAAGUACAAGGACCCCAAUGCCCCCAAGAGACCCCCAUCUGCUUUUUUCAUCUUUUGCUCCGAGUUCCGCCCUAAGGUGAAAGGUGAGUGCCCAGGUCUGUCAAUCGGAGAUGUUGCCAAGAAGCUGGGUGAGAUGUGGAACAGCACCUCUGCAGAGGACAAGCAGCCCUAUGAGAAGAAGGCGGCUAAGCUGAAGGAGAAGUAUGAGAAGGACAUCGCAGCUUACCGCGCUAAGGGUAAAACUGGUGGCGGAGCCCCAGCAAAAGCUCCUGCCAAGGCGGAGAAGAAGGACGAUGACGACGACGAUGAGGACGAAGACGACGAUGAGGAAGAGGAUGAUGAUGAGGAGGAUGAUGAUGAGUAAACAGCGAGUGACUUAGGGGUCAUUUUCUUGUUUAUAAAGCAUUUAACCCCCUUGUACACACUUCACUUAUUGAAAGAAAAUACAUUAGAAUCAAAGGGGUAAAAAAAAAAAAGAAUAAAAAAAAUAAAUGCCAACAAAAAGGCUGUGUAUAUCAGUUGUUUUUAUGCUGUACAGUUUUUUUUUCUUUUUUCUUUUCUCCUUUUUGUAUAGUUAACACUACACAAGUAUGGUGUCUGUAUCCUCUUGCCAGUCUUAUUUCUUCCCAGUGGUAGUUCCUAGACCACUAUCUUGCCUGGUACAGUGUAAAGGGGUGGGCUUAUAGUAUUUUCCUUAGCUAGCUGUGCACAGCACAUAAAAGCAAUGAGUUAGAUCUGAGUGUUUCUGCUUUUUUUUCUUUACGUGUGUUUUUAUUUUAAAAUGACGUUAUCAAAAAUUGACGUAUCACAGUUGUUAUACUGAUCUUUAUGUACCACUGUAAUCGCAAAAAUUAGAAAAAAAACAACAAAAAAAACAACCCGCAUCGUUUAUUGUUGAAAUUUAAAUUGCUUCUGAUGUCAAUAAACAUUUUUUUUU
This is a messenger RNA of Melanotaenia boesemani (Boeseman's rainbowfish), 1327 nucleotides long. RefSeq names its product high mobility group box 1a (gene hmgb1a). The transcript is spliced from 5 exons. The coding region runs from base 134 to 754 and encodes 206 amino acids. Gene Ontology annotation, biological process: regulation of transcription by RNA polymerase II. Lineage: Eukaryota; Metazoa; Chordata; Actinopteri; Atheriniformes; Melanotaeniidae. Gene Ontology annotation, cellular component: nucleus. The record is from RefSeq and is a predicted model, not a curated record. Gene Ontology annotation, molecular function: DNA binding, bending.